GUCAGUAGCAUUCUCAGUGCCGAGCGCUACACACGCCGCGAUCUCGCGCACGCGCUAGACCCGCAGUGAAAGUCGCGCGCGCAGGUUCCGCUACGAUUUCGUGCGCCAACGUCUUCGUCUAGUUAUUCUGUUUGUUCGUUGCGCCAGUGCAGCGGGGAAAGGAGGUCGGUGCUUGGCCGCUGCCCCAGGCGAAACAAUAAACGAAACCUACAGAACAAUAAAUACUCUAAACGGUAUUUUUAGUGUUCUCGGAGAUUUCGAACGAAGAUAGUCGAAAAUGGUGGAGCCGUGAUUGUAAUGCGGGCGCCAUAAAGUGUUGUGUACUGUCAACAAGUGAGUGAAACUGUGACAAUGAGUGGAGGAGAGCCAACGUUAACGGAGUCGCCAGUGCCGCUGGCGCUGGCGCGACUGCAGGCGCGGCCGGGGCGUCUGCCGCGCGGGCUGCGCACGCACCGCCCCAGCCUGCCGCUCGCCAGCCUGCAGGAAGCCGUCGACGAAACGCCGCGCCGCUACAGCGAGGAGCCCGUGGCGCCUGACACGGACGACGACGAGGCCUUCACAGAUCUUGACGUCGUCUUCAACAAGGCGCCACCCCGACCUGGGACCAACGGUCGGCGAGCGUCAGACGCCACAUUCGCUGAGAGAUACAGAAAGUUAAAUGAAUUCGAUGGCCCGCCGCCGGAGCAGCCGCGGCGAGCCUCCCUGGCCGUGGCGGUCGGCGUGGAUGGGUUCGGUCCCGGCGACAAGGGCCGCCGGCGCUCGUGGGCCGCGCGACUGCAGCUCGAGCGCAAGAAGCGCCGGAAAUCCGGCGGCAACGACACUGACGAGGAGAGCGACUCCCCCACCUACGUGCGGCAGAAACGACCCUCCUGGUGGAACGUAUUCGUGCCCGAUAACAUGCUGAAGCAAAGGUCUAGGCGCGCCUCGCAGCAGCUGUCCAGAAGCGCCGAGAGCAUCGACCAGUCAUUCAAAAGGUCUAAGAGUCGAUCAGUGGACCAUGGGUUCGCCGCGCCCUUCGACUUGGAGGCCCUGCGCUCCAAGGUUGAGGGCCGAUUUGACGCUGUGCACAGAGAUGAGCAAGACGAGCAGGCUAGACAGAGCAGACUACCCCCUCCGCCGCCUAUCAAAACUAUGACGUACACGGUGCGCGAUCGUGACACGCUGACCUCAGUGGCGGCGCGCUUCGACACCACGCCCUCGGAGUUGACUAAGCUGAACCGGCUCGCCACGCAGUUCAUCUUCCCGGGACAGAACCUGCUUGUACCUGACAAGAGGAAAGAUGGCGAUAAGGAGUCCGACGGGCCGUCCGAGAGCGGCGACAACACGUCCGAGUCGACCCAGGGCGCCCCCAGCGAGCCCGCGCAGGAAAAAGAGAUCCUGGACAGCCUCCGGCCGGUGUCGCCGGACGCGCCGGCCAGCAGUAGCGCGCCGCAGCGGUUCCUCAAGAUCAACGUCAGGCAUAUCACUGAUGGACAGGGCGUGGUAUCGGGCGUGCUGCUAGUGACCCCGAACGCAGUGAUGUUCGACCCGAACGUGUCAGACACGCUCGUGAUGGAGCACGGCCCGGAGUCGUACGGCGUCAUCGCGCCGAUGGAGUACGUCGUCAACGCCGCCAUCUUCUACGACAUCGCGCACAUGCGCACGCACAGCUCCGACCAUAACAUGCACAAAGCUGAGCAAGCUGAAAUAUACUACAUGAAUAAAGCAGAACAUUCUCCCGGAAAGGAUUCACUUCUAGUCAAAGACGAGACAUUCCCCGAGCUGCAGGCGGCCGGCGGGGAGACAGAGGAGGGGAACGCGGGCGAGGAGCGGCCCGGUUCGGAGGAGGACCGCGGCGGCGCCGCCUUCCCCAAGGCCUUCGAGAGGGAGCUCGUCACUCCCACUGCUCUACAGCAACAAACCACAGAAGACAGGAGGAAAUCCUUACUGGAUCAACACUGGGCUAUACCAAGCAAGGACAGAAUGUCCAUUGAUCAAGGGAGCGAAGUAUCGUCAAGCGCAGACCAAGGCAAGGAAGAAAGCCUGGACGCGUCAGUAGGCGCGGCCUCGCGAGCCGAGUCGGCCGAGGGCAACGACCCUGGCGAGGGCGGCGAGGCAGCGGACGACGCCCAACACCUCGUCAAACUAUCCUACCACGACUCCGGCAUUGACAUACGCGACCCCGUACUACAUGUAACCCCCACCAACUCCAAGAAGGUGAGGCCUUUGGUAUACAGUGACGCGGACAUAGUCCUAUCAGCGGAGUGGGUGCCUCCAGUGUGUCUGCCGCGCGCGGAGCCACCGCUGUCGGCACCGCCGCUCGGAGAGAACGAGCGCGCACCACGCAAACCUGCAGCCGUCUCUUUCUCGCUCGAUGGUAGUGGUAGCAACAACCAGAAGGAGGACAGGGAUAAACCUGAUAAGAAGAAUAAGAUGCUAAAGAGGCUCUCGUACCCGCUCUCCUGGGUGGAAGGCCUGACCGGCGAGGGUACGCAGGGGUCCCAGGGCUCUCAGGGCGACUCUCUGCCUACCUCCGCUGACAGCCACAACUCUACCAGCGUAUUCUCCAAAGUUUUCAACAGACGCAGCUCGCUGGGCGGAUUCGGGCGCGCGCCGAGUAAGCCGUCGGCGCAGCAGCCGCGCCUCGACUACCGCAGCAUGGUGUCCGUCGACGACAUGCCUGAUCUCUUCGCUUCCUUUGACAAGUUAAUACCGCGGCCGGCGCGGCCGAGCGACGACCCGCCGCUGUACCUGCGGCUACGCAUGGGCAAGCCGGCCGGCCGCCCGCUGCCGCGCACCACGCCGCUCAUGUCCUACGGCCGCAAGCGCAUGAAGCCCGAGUACUGGUUCGGGGUGCCCAGAAACAGGGUGGAUGACCUGUACAAGUUCCUGACCCACUGGGUCCCUGACCGGUACGGACCACUGGGCGACGUAUCAGCUCAGGGCUACGAACUGAUCGACAGCGACACCGAGUGGGACGACGAUGAGGCCAAACCUGGACAGAAGGAACGCACCGGCAGUACGGGCGACGUGUCAGAUAUCACCCGGGAGUCAUGGGAGGUGCUGUCGAUGAGCGAUGAGCUGCGGCGCGCACUGUACUCUUCGGGCGCCUCCGUCGACAUGGAGUUCUCGCCGCCCGACCUCAUCGGCACCUCGGAGAUAUUCACCAUGGAGCAUAGAGAGAAGCUAUGCACGGUGCUGCCGGCGCGCGCGCAGGGCUACAUGUGGUCGCUGGCGUUCAGCACGAGCCAGCACGGCUUCUCGCUCGCGUCCAUGUACCGCAAGAUGCAGCGCGUCGACUCGCCCGUCUUGCUUGUCAUACAGGACACUGAUAAUAACGUGUUCGGCGCGCUGACAUCGUGCGCGCUGCACCCCUCGGAGCACUUCUACGGCACCGGCGAGUCCCUGCUGUUCUCGUUCCAGCGCGUGUCGGCGCCGACCUCGCCGCGCCGCGCCGAUGCCGACCCGCCCGCCACCCCCGCCGCCCCGGCCGGCGCCGCCCCAGCCGCACCCGCGCCCGAUACUAACACCGAUAAGCCCGCUGAAAAAGAAGGCGAAAAGGAACAGGAACAAGAAAAGAAAGAGGAACAAGCGCCCGCACCGGUGAAGACGAAAUUCAAAUAUUGGGGCUGGACUGGCGAGAACAUGUACUUUAUUCGCGGAAGCAACGACAACAUAUCCAUUGGAGCCGGAGACGGCAAGUUCGGGCUGUGGCUGGACGGCGACCUGUACCUGGGGCGCACGCAGCGCUGCACCACGUACGGCAACGAGCCGCUCACCACGCGCGAGGACUUCAUCGUCAAGAUCAUGGAGUGCUGGACCUUCAUCUGAGCGCCGCGGCCUCCACACCCGCCGACACCACUUGCGCACAGCGCUCCACGUUUCUACUUCACAUCAAAAACAAGCUUUAGACUAUCUUAUGAAAUUUGCUACGAAGAUUUGACACUUUUACAAGUCAGUCUUUUCAACUUUAGUACCGAUGAGUCUGAUCAUGAUUUUUGUAUUCGCAUUAUGACUCGAAACGUAGCGGCGCGGCCGCCCGGCCGGCCGACACGAAGACAAUAUAUCGAAACGUCUACGCGCAUUUCUAGUCAAAUGUACUGAAACCUGACCAAUGUUUUGAUCCUCUCCGAAUUUAGAAGCGUGUUCGGAUGGAGUGCCGCCGCUCGGCCGCGGGCCGCGGCUCGCCGGCUCCAGCAGAGCAAGUGCAUUAAUCCUAGUCAAUUGUCAUUCGUAUGUAAGUUGAAAGUUUAUCGCGACGGGAAGAGCUCAUAGUUGUGAACUCUAGGGUAGAGCAGUAGCUGGCAUGCGGCGCGGCGUGCCAAUGCACCCCUCGGGCCGCGCGCUCGCCGCCGCCAAUGAUUACGUGUCAAUUCAUACAAUUAAUAUUGUGCAUUGUUGUUAAGAAAAUUAAAAACAUAUUUGUAAUGAUAAACAUCAUUGUAUAAUGUUACGUAGAAGUUUAUAUCUUAAAGAAUCGGUCAUUCGAUUGUGUUUAGGCGCCGCAUUAUAGAUGUUGCCCAGUGUUGAUGAUCGAAGAAGCAUCGCGUUUUGUCGGAGAGGCGUAGUGCUCCACGUUUGUUGUAGUCGGGAGCGGGGGCUCCCGCCACUUGGCGCCGGUAGCAUGGCGACACCGCCAAUAUAAAAUGUUGUUUAUUUGUGUAGUGAUUUUUGUAUGUUACGUUGUCGUGUCUGAAUGUAUUGAGUCAUAAUAUUUAAGUUAGUGAGCAUAAUUAUGUUACACUUCACUGUGAUUUGAUUAAUAUGAUUGCAUUGUGUUAUAUAAUAAUAUGUUGAAGCGUUGUCACAUGUACUAUGUAGUGGAGGUACGGUCCGCGAUACGCCCGCCCGUGGGCCGCGCCCCCCGCCACGCCGCGCGGCGGACACACCCCGCGGACGUAUCCAAGUAGAUUCAGUUUAUGCGAUGUACACAUAAUGAAGAUAUUUUUGUGAUGUAAUGCUUCAGUACAGAAAUGAGUAGCCGAUUUAUAAAUAUCAUUAAAUAGUAAUGAAAAUUAAUAGUUAACUUAGAGCUUGAUGAAUGUAAUCGUCAUUGUGCUUAGUAAUCGUGUCACUUAGCAUGAUGUUACUCAGAUCUAUCUGGUCGUAUAAUGUAUUUAUUUGAGAGGCGCCCGCGCAGCGCCCUCCGGGAGCGUCCCAGAGACGACCGCGAGGACCUAAUUUAUUUUCUGUGUACAUACAACUUAUUCCUAUUUGAGAUUAGAGAAAUAUAUUUUUGUGAAUGGCCACGCGAAGUAUUCAAUAUUAUAACAGAUAUUUAUUGAUGGUAGAGAAAGAGCAUUUGAAAAAAUAUAUUUAAAAAAAUGUAAUCAUCUAUGUAGGCAAAAAUUAUUGAGUCGUUGAGCUAACUCAGAUGGCGCGUGCGUCUGUCCAUGCAAUAUAUUUGACAUUGUUAUUGUUUGUGUACAUCAGGAUGUAAUAGAGACAAGAACUUAGGUUUUAAAAUAUUAUCGGCAUAAUUAUUGUUACAAAUUUAUAAUCACUAGACUUGUUGAGUAGCAGUGAGAUAUAUUUAUUUAUUAUUCUGUUAUGAUUUCCAUCUUACGAUCGCUGUAGCUGCAUUAUUUUAUUGGUGAUUUAUUAUGUAAUUUCUAAGUUGUUAAAAUGUAAAUCAAGCCAUAAUAAUUGAGAAUAUAUUCUUUUGAAAAA
Molecule: messenger RNA, 5649 nt
Organism: Pectinophora gossypiella (pink bollworm)
Lineage: Eukaryota; Metazoa; Arthropoda; Insecta; Lepidoptera; Gelechiidae
Gene: mtd
Product: nuclear receptor coactivator 7
Exons: 24
Coding region: 352-3810 (1152 amino acids)
Biological process (GO): response to oxidative stress
Cellular component (GO): nucleus
Source: RefSeq, a predicted model, not a curated record